UAUAAUGUAAAUGUUGAUGGGGGGAAGCAGAUGUUUUCGUGUAUAAUAGAGCAAGUGACGCAGUACAAAGUGAUGCCGCACAAGGCCACUGAGAGUUUAGUAUAUUCCAAAACGUAGAAGAGAGUAGACGUUAUAUUUCAAUAUUUUUGAUUUUGUUUGCAUCAUGGCUACGAGUGGGAAGAAGUGCGUUUUUAACUGUAGCAUGAUCAGUGAAAAAAUUAUAAUUUUCGAAGAAGACAAAUUAAAAAAGUGCCAACAUAUUUCUAAAGUUCGUAUCGCUUUUGAUUUGAAAUACAGUGAUAUUGUGUUACCAGAAAUAGUGGACGGUGUCAGUGGUUAUCAUCGACUUUGCUAUAAAGCAUUUACAUCCAUCCAAAAUAAAUAUUUGGAUAAAUAUAACGAGAACAAUCAAUUGGAAGUAGCAAAAUCACCACAAGGCCACACGUCCAUUGAGGCAUCUGCGUCUCCGCAGGCCGAACAUUCGGCAGUGAGUAAUCAAUCCAUAGUGAAUGAUUUUCCGCAAGGUUCCACAUCUAUUAUUUCACAAUGUGACAAUUCAGCUGGCGAUGAAGACGUUAAUGCAGAAAGCGAAUAA
This is a messenger RNA of Anastrepha ludens (Mexican fruit fly), 595 nucleotides long. RefSeq lists its product as uncharacterized. The record is from RefSeq and is a predicted model, not a curated record. Bases 164 to 595 code for a protein of 143 amino acids. The transcript has 4 exons. Lineage: Eukaryota; Metazoa; Arthropoda; Insecta; Diptera; Tephritidae.